AUUUUGUAAACACACGUGCUAGCGACCAGUCGUGUUGAAUUCGUGGUUUAGUGUUUCCUCCGAAAAUCCGCUUAAAAUCAUGAAAAAAGACAAGAAAUCCACAUCCGCGAAGGUAGCGAAGAAGGUGGCACCGGCGCUCGUUCCGGAGGAGGGCAAGUUCGACCUCAUCAAAACGAUCAACGAGGACGACGAGGUGGAAAAUCUGUCCGAAGAGUCGGACGUUGAAGUCGAGUACCAACCGUCGAAGUUGAAGAAGCAAAAGCAGGGUGAUUUCGAUAGUGGAUUUAAGUUUGUUUCGUCGGUGAGCGAGUACAAUCACGAUACUUGGGAUGAUUUGAUGAAGUUUGUGAAGAAAAAGAACCGCGGCAAGGUGGACGAUAAGAUUGCGAAUGUGAUUAAGGGUCGUUCGGGGAAGAAUGCGGAGGUUUUGAACGGUGACGAUGAGGUUGAUCCGGAUUCGUACAACGCGGAGAUUGAUUUGUCCGAUGAUGAGUUGAAGCAUGAUACGAUGCGGACCAAGGAGAAGAAGGGCAGGAAGAGGGAGGUUUCGGAAAAUGAUGGCAAGGUUGAGAUUGAGGAUGAGGACGAAGAGCAGCAGGACUUUUUUGAGGAGGCGGGUGGGAAUGAGGAGAUUUCUUCGUUCUACCAGAUGAAUUUGUCGCGUCCGCUGAUGAAGGCGAUUGGGUUCCUUGGGUACAUCUACCCGACGCCGAUUCAGGCGGCCACGAUUCCGAUCGCGCUGAUGGGACGCGAUGUUUGCGGUUGUGCGGCGACAGGAACGGGUAAAACGGCCGCGUACAUGCUGCCAACGUUGGAACGGUUGCUGUACAAACCGAGCGCGGCUCAAGCUGUGACACGGGUGUUGGUGCUGGUUCCGACGCGAGAGUUGGGCGCCCAGGUUUACCAGGUGACGAAACAGUUGACGCAGUACACGAGCAUCGAGGUUGGGAUUGCGAUCGGUGGGUUGGACGUGAAGGCCCAGGAGGCGGUUCUGCGCACGAAUCCGGACAUUGUGAUUGCCACGCCGGGUCGGUUGAUUGACCACAUCAAGAACACGCCAAGCUUCUCGCUGGACUCGAUUGAGGUCUUGAUUCUCGAUGAAGCUGACCGUAUGCUGGACGAGUACUUUGCCGAGCAGAUGAAGGAAAUCAUUCAGAGCUGUAGCAAAUCGCGCCAGACGAUGUUGUUUUCGGCUACGAUGACCGAUCAGGUGAAAGAUCUGGCCGCGGUUUCUCUUUCCAAGCCGGUGAAGGUGUUUGUCAACAACAACCAAACGGUGGCCUUCAACCUGCGCCAGGAGUUUAUCCGAAUUCGCGAGAGUCGUGACGCCGACCGGGAACCCAUUCUGGCGGCGCUCAUCUGCCGGACGUUUCACGACCAUUGCAUGGUGUUUGUGCAGACCAAAAAGACCGCCCACAGGUUGAGAAUUCUGCUCGGACUGUUGGGAGUGAAGGCCGGCGAGUUGCACGGAGAUUUGACCCAGUCGCAGCGUUUGGAAUCGCUGAAGCAGUUUAAGGACGAGCAAAUCGACGUCCUCGUGGCCACCGAUGUCGCCGCGCGUGGUCUCGAUAUCAGUGGAGUCAAAACGGUCAUCAACUUCGUAAUGCCCGCCACGAUGGAGCAUUACAUCCAUCGCGUUGGACGAACGGCUCGUGCGGGAAAAGCCGGUGUGUCCGUGUCGCUUGCCGGAGAGCUGGAGCGCAAGAUCGUGAAGGACAUUAUCAAAAAUGCGGUGAAUCCGGUCAAAAAUCGCAUCAUCCCGAACGAAAUUGUGGAAAAGUAUCGCAAGAAGGUCCAAGCGCUGGAGGAGGAAAUCGAAAACGUUUUGCAGGAAGAGCACGCGGAAAAGUUGCUCCGCCAAACCGAGCAGCAGCUUAGCAAGACCGAAAACAAGCUGAAAGGCAUCUCUAACGGACCGAGCCGCGAGUGGUUCCAGAACUCGCACGAGCGCCACCAGGAAAAGGAACGCCUCUCGAUAAAGACGGACGAGGAAAAGGCCGAAAAGAAGAAGCAAAACAAAAACAAGCGCAAACGUGGCGGCGACGACAGCGAGGACGAGUUCGACCCGAUCAAGUACCAGCAGGAAAAGAAGCAAAAGGUGGCGAAAAGGGCGAAGGCCGAAGUGGCGAAAACGCCCAAGCAGCUGGCGAAGGAACGCGCCCUGCAGGAGCUAACCAAGGUAUCGAUGGUGCAGGCGAAGCUGUCCAAGAUCAAGAGCCGACCGUCGCGGGUGACCGCCACCGAGGAGGAGAAGGAAUCGUCCAAGGGUGGCAAGCCAUUCAAGCAAAAGAAGCGAUCCCGCUUCGAGCGGGAUCUCACCGAUGUGAGCAAGAAGGGCGUGAAGAAGUUGAGGUACGACGCAACGAAAAAGCAAAAGAUGGACAAAUUCGACAAGAAAAAGGUGUCCAACAUGAAGAUGAGCGCGGACAAGUUCCGCAACAAGAAGGGUCUCAACAAGCAGAACAAGGGCAAAUCGUUCGGUCCCCGAAAGGGCAAGCGCUAAACUUUGUGUUUCGUGUAAUAUUUUGAUACCGAUUCAAUAUAAAAAUUUAUUGAAAGUU
Molecule: messenger RNA, 2561 nt
Organism: Culex pipiens pallens (northern house mosquito)
Lineage: Eukaryota; Metazoa; Arthropoda; Insecta; Diptera; Culicidae
Gene: Rs1
Product: probable ATP-dependent RNA helicase DDX27
Exons: 5
Coding region: 80-2503 (807 amino acids)
Molecular function (GO): nucleic acid binding; ATP binding; RNA helicase activity
Source: RefSeq, a predicted model, not a curated record